Molecule: messenger RNA, 732 nt
Organism: Phyllotreta striolata
Lineage: Eukaryota; Metazoa; Arthropoda; Insecta; Coleoptera; Chrysomelidae
Source: the annotation of a GenBank genome assembly
UCUUCGUGUCACCAUCAUUUUAAUUGUUAUUCAUGAUGCACGUUAUGCAAAAUUCCUGAUUAGGCUACCUGAAACUAUGGCAGAAAAUUAAGAAAAAAAAUACACAAAAAAUCCAAUGGAAUCAACUCAAAAAACCGAAACGCAAGUAAGGAAAAAAAUCAGAGUUAGAAAGAAUGCUGUGCCAGAGUCCACGAAAAGAAACUACGACGAGGAAUUCUUGCCGCUUUUGGCACAAGAUUCGAAAUGGAGCGGAAUAGCAUUUAAUUCUCAGGAAAACGAAAAUAAUUCAGCAUGCGGUUCGUUCGAAGACGAAUGCGAAAUAAAAAUAAUAGACUUGGAAUCGUCGACGGGAACGCCGCCAUUGUUAAUACUGUUCCCGGACCUGAGAAAUGAGGAGUCCCUGGAGCAUUUGCCCGCCAUGGCGGAGAACAUGUCUACGUCCUCUUUGACGCGGCUGCUUCGCGGCAAGAAGCCUAAAUUGGAUUUGUUGAAAACUUGUAAAAAAUUAAACAAACCGCCGCAUACUUUGUCUACCGUAAACGAAGGGUCCAGUCAAGCCAGUUGUGUGGAACAAUUUUGUUCCGAGCACAACUUACCCAACAAUGCGAUCGAUAACGAUGUAAGUAAAUCAUAUUCUUCGCCAACAAUUAGCCAACAAUAAAAGAAAUUGUGUUUUCAAUGAAUAAAAUAGCGUUUUGAUUAAUCAUUUAAUUUAAUGUUACCAAACAUUUA